Drosophila rhopaloa is the source of this 1647-nucleotide messenger RNA. RefSeq names its product probable cytochrome P450 6a23 (gene Cyp6a23). The record is from RefSeq and is a predicted model, not a curated record. The coding region runs from base 46 to 1554 and encodes 502 amino acids. Gene Ontology annotation, molecular function: monooxygenase activity; iron ion binding; heme binding. NCBI's taxonomy places the organism in Eukaryota, Metazoa, Arthropoda, Insecta, Diptera, Drosophilidae. The transcript is spliced from 2 exons.
GCAUUUCGCUUUUGAGUUCAGUGUGGAGCGGAACCUGGUCGAAUAAUGUCGCUGUUACUGUCGUUGAUCGCACUUGUAGUGUCGUUGCUUUUGUACCUCGCGCGACGUCGUCUUGGAUAUUGGCAGAGCAGAGGUAUUCCCCACGAUGUGCCACACCCACUUUACGGAAACAUCAAGGAUUGGCCCAAGAAAAGACACAUUGCCCAUAUCUUUCGGGACUACUAUAUGAAGUACAAGGGUUCGGACUACCCAUUCGCCGGGUUCUACUUCUUUUUCACCCGGACCGCUGUAAUCACCGACCUGGAACUGGUCAAGAGAGUGAUGAUCAAGGACUUCAAUCACUUCGAGAAUCGGGGCAUUUUCUACAACGAGAUCGAUGAUCCGCUUUCGGCUACCUUGUUCAGCAUCGAAGGUCAGAAGUGGCGGCACUUGAGGCACAAGUUGACUCCCACUUUUACGUCCGGCAAAAUGAAGAACAUGUUUCCAAUUGUUGUAAAAGUGGGUGAGGAAUUGGAGAAGGUCUUCAGCGGUAAAAUCACUUCAGGUCAAGGUGAAGUUCUCGAAAUUGUGGAUCUGGUGGCACGUUACACGGCUGACGUAAUCGGCAAUUGCGCCUUUGGUCUUAAUUGCAAUAGUUUGCACAAUCCAAAAGCAGACUUUGUGACAAUUGGAAAACGGGCGAUCGUUGAUCGUCGCUAUGGAGGAUGGCUGGAUUUCUUCCUAUUCGGUUUUCCAAAGCUAUCACGCCGCUUGCAUCUUAAGUUGAACGUUCAGGAAGUUGAGGACUUCUACACUGGAAUCGUAAGAGAAACCAUUGACUACCGAUUGAAGACCAAGGAGAAGCGCCAUGACUUUAUGGACAGUUUAAUCGAAAUGUACCAGAAGGAACAGGCGGGAAACACUGAGGAUGGUCUGUCAUUUAACGAGAUUUUGGCCCAGGCUUUCAUCUUCUUUGUGGCUGGCUUCGAGACGAGUUCUACGACCAUGGGAUUCGCUCUCUACGAGCUGGCUCGCAAUCAGGAUGUUCAGGAUAAACUCAGGGAGGAGAUAAACCAUGUUCUGGGCAAGCACAAUAACGAGUUCACCUACGAGGGAGUCAAGGAAAUGAAGUAUCUGGAACAGGUAGUAAUGGAAACUCUUCGAAAGUACCCAGUGCUGGCUCAUCUUACGAGAAUGACACAGACUGACUUUUCACCGGAGGACCCCAAGUAUUUCAUUGCCAAGGGCACAGUCGUCGUAAUUCCAGCUCUGGGCUUUCACUACGAUCCGGAAAUCUAUCCCGAACCGGAAAAGUUCAAGCCGGAGCGUUUCACGGAGGAGGCAAUCGCUGAGAGAUCAUCGUGCACCUGGCUUCCGUUCGGCGAAGGUCCCAGAAACUGCAUCGGACUUCGAUUUGGAUUAAUGCAGACCUGUGUGGGAUUGGCCUAUUUGAUCAGGGGCUAUAAGUUUUGUGUGGCCCCGGAGACACAAAUACCUAUGAAGAUUGUCGUGAAGAGCAUUUUAAUAUCCGCAGAGAACGGUAUCCACCUUAAAGUCGAGAAGGUUUCCAAAUGAGAUUAUAAUACAGGUUAUAAUUAUUUAUUCCUGUAAAUACGAUUUUGUUGAGUAUAAAGGGAGAAAUAAAUGUAUAUUAGGUAUUGACAGUAA